AUGACCAACAGGGCGAAUACUGCCGUGGUCAUGGUCGACCCUAAAAAGCAACCUGCAAAAAGGACUGGGAAAGAGGAGGAAUUGUUAUCAAACUUCUGGGAGUUGUCCGUUAGUAGUAAAACGGUCUAUCGCUAUGACGUGGCUGUAUACUUGGGGACCCGCGACAAUAGCAGAGCUGUCAAUUUUUUGCGUGGUCCCCGAGACGAUUCUGCUUCGGUAGCUAGACGCAGAGCGUGUUUAUGCGCUCUGCAGCUCAUUCUGGAGCGGUAUGAUAUUCUCAACGACAACUCCGCUGUAAUAUAUGACGGAAGUGCCAUUAUGUUUUCAUCAGAAGAUCUUGCUUCUGCUUUGAAGAAACAUCAUGGUAUAUUAUCGAUCGACAUAGGUGACCUUCCAGUACAACUGAGUAAACAAACUAGAUUUUUUUGCCCGUCGGGCGAAAUCCUUACUAUAGAAAUAUGUCGUUGUCGGGACGCAGCUGCAUCGUUCGACAUUGCGGAUUUAUCAGCUCAGAUGAACCGAAAUUGGGCCACGAUUGACCGCUCGUGGAAACAGUUCUAUGAGUUGUUAGUUAGUCAGGAUGCAGUCAGCAGGGGUCGUUUCACCCAAUACGGGAUUGGGUGUUUGUACAGCAGGUCAGCUUCUGGAGAUGUGGGAUGCGGGUUUGAGAAAUUCACUGGUGCUCGGAAGGGAAUCAAAUUCAUUGAGGGGAAACGAAAAGGGCCAAAGAACGUCGUUCCUGCUCUGAUUCUCGACCAUCGCACAGGAGUUUUCUUCAAAAAUCAGAGUUUGAUGAAAAGUAUACGAGAGAUCGAAGGACUACAACGCGUCGAUCGUUUCGACUUCAGCGAUCCUAAUAAUCGUAUGAAUCCUAUAUUCAUUGAGGGGAAACGAAAAGGGCCAAAGAACGUUGUUCCUGCUCUGAUUCUCGACCAUCGCACAGGAGUUUUCUUCAAAAAUCAGAGUUUGAUGAAAAGUAUACGAGAGAUCGAAGGACUACAACGCGUCGAUCGUUUCGACUUCAGCGAUCCUAAUAAUCGUAUGAAUCCUAUGUGGAACAAAGUCAACAAUUAUGUUAAGGGCGUCCGUAUGAUUUAUGCUGGCUCCACUUCAAAGUCAAUCAGCUCCGUUGCCAUCGGUAUUAGUAAAGUUCCCAUCAAGGAUGUCAAAGAUUCUCGUGAGAGUGACCAGUCGAAGACCAGUAUUCUGGCGAGUUUUUCAAGCGUGGGUAUACCCAUCAACCCUCAUUGGCCGGCUGUCAAAUUACUUGUGCGAAACAAAGUACUAUAUUAUCCAAUGGAACUCCUGCAAGUGGAUCAUGAUCAAAGAGUGCCCGCUUGA
Molecule: messenger RNA, 1341 nt
Organism: Cooperia oncophora
Lineage: Eukaryota; Metazoa; Nematoda; Chromadorea; Rhabditida; Trichostrongylidae
Source: the annotation of a GenBank genome assembly